CGCAAAGCGCGGCUUAAUUUACUAGUAAUAAUAAUAAAGCAAAUUUCAUAUUUUAACCCUAAAAAUCCUCACCAUUUGCCGCCCUGACCAUCUCCGUCGACACGCAGCCCUUCCCUACUGUGGACUGGCGCCAUCACCCACCUAACGAAGAUAAAUCACGACAAAGUUUGUAAAUCUCCUUCUACUAAUUUGAGUUUAUAAUGGCGGCUCCUGGUGUGGAGUGGCACGUGCGACCUCCAAACCCAAAGAAUCCGAUCGUUUUCUUUGACAUUACAAUCGGCACCAUCCCUGCCGGGCGCAUCAAAAUGGAGCUGUUCGCUGACAUUGCACCCAAAACUUCCGAAAACUUCAGGCAGUUCUGUACUGGGGAGUACAGAAAAGCUGGGCUCCCUGUUGGCUAUAAAGGCUCUCAGUUUCACAGGGUCAUUAAAGAUUUCAUGAUUCAAGCUGGUGAUUUUCUCAAGGGUGAUGGCAGUGGUUGUGUUUCUGUCUAUGGUCAUAAGUUUGACGAUGAAAAUUUCACUGCUAAACACACUGGUCCUGGCCUCUUAUCAAUGGCAAACAGUGGGCCAAAUACCAAUGGAUGUCAGUUCUUCAUUACUUGUGCUAAGUGCGAUUGGCUGGAUAACAAGCAUGUUGUUUUCGGGAGAGUACUUGGAGAUGGUCUUUUGGUAGUUAGGAAGAUUGAGAAUGUGGCUACUGGACCCAACAACAGGCCUAAAUUGGCAUGUAUCAUUGCGGAGUGUGGGGAGAUGUAAGAGACUUUUCACUGCAACUCUUUUUAUUAUUGACCACUUAAUGUGUAGAGAUUUUCUUAUUAUAAAAAUAAAAAGAAUAAUAUUAUAUUUUAGUUUUUAUGAAAAGCAUAAACGAAAACAUACCCAAAUUGGUAAGCUAGCAAGAGCGGCGGGUCAUAUGAAAGAUCCAUCUUUGGAAAUUUAAGAGAGGUGAAAAGGGUAAGAAAAUAGAAAAGUCUUGAUGAUGAUGAGAUAUUAUUUGAAAAUACUAUCUGCUAUUAACAAAUGUUAUAAUUAGGUUAAAAUGUGACAUAUUAUAUAUUAAUGUGAAGUUAAUG
Cannabis sativa is the source of this 1075-nucleotide messenger RNA. Its product is annotated as peptidyl-prolyl cis-trans isomerase CYP22. Gene Ontology annotation, cellular component: intracellular membrane-bounded organelle. Gene Ontology annotation, molecular function: peptidyl-prolyl cis-trans isomerase activity. NCBI's taxonomy places the organism in Eukaryota, Viridiplantae, Streptophyta, Magnoliopsida, Rosales, Cannabaceae. The transcript has 7 exons. Gene Ontology annotation, biological process: protein folding; protein peptidyl-prolyl isomerization. The record is from RefSeq and is a predicted model, not a curated record. Bases 201 to 758 code for a protein of 185 amino acids.